CAUAGUUCAUGCAUAAUGGUGAUGCCAAGCAGUGCCAAGGAAAACCCCUCAGAAAACCCCGGAAAUACCGAGUAUUUUCCCACACCAAAAAUCACCCCAACUGUGCCCCCCUCAGUGCUCCCCCUCCAGCCCCCAAACUAACCCCCCAGCCCCCCCCCCCUAAAAUAAUCGAUAAACAGUGAAAAAACAAUCUCCCCUGUUGUGAGCCCCUGGUGGCCCCCCGGAGCCCUUAAACCCUCAAUCGCCAAAACUGCAAAUCAACAAUAAGUGAACCUCUCCCAUUGUUUGUAAACACACCCCUUCUGUAUCGAUCACAACCCCCUCCCCUCGCCCCUCAUAAGAUCGAAUUGAUCAAAAAACUAUUGAAAAAUCAGUGGCAUAAAAAAAUCAGUGGAAAAAAAAAAAGAAAACUAAAAAAGUAUCCAAAAAUCAAAUUUCAUAAUAUGGACGACGAAGAGGGCUCGUCGAGUUCAGGGCCGAUGUCAUCGCUGAACAGUCUGUUCUCGUUCACCUCUCCAGCGGUGAAGAAGCUGCUGGGUUGGAAGCAGGGUGACGAGGAGGAGAAGUGGGCAGAGAAGGCAGUGGACUCCCUAGUGAAGAAGUUGAAAAAGCGUAAAGGAGCAAUAGAGGAGUUGGAGAGGGCCCUGAGCUGUCCAGGCACCCCCAGCAAGUGUGUGACGAUACCCAGGAGUCUGGACGGCAGACUCCAAGUGUCCCACCGCAAGGGUCUGCCCCACGUGAUCUACUGCAGGGUCUGGCGAUGGCCAGACCUCCAGAGUCACCACGAGCUGAAGCCACUGGAGCUGUGCCAGUACCCGUUCUCAGCGAAGCAGAAGGAGGUGUGCAUCAAUCCUUAUCAUUAUAAACGUGUUGAGAGCCCAGUGUUGCCACCGGUGCUGGUGCCAAGGCACUCGGAGUUCGCCCCUGGGCACUCACUGCUGCCUUUUCAGCAGCUGCCAGAGCCCACGAUGCCUCAUAAUGUCUCUUACUCGUCUAAUGGGUUUAACAAUCAGGCUGGGUCACCCACAGCUGUGGGGGGAGCUGGGAAUAACAACAGUUUGGGGCCCACUUCGCCCAUGUCCUCGGUGACGUCGGUGGCCAGCCCUGGGGGGACGACUUCCCCCAAUCCUCAGAGCCCUUAUGGCACCAAUGGACUGCCAGAGACUCCUCCACCUGCCUAUUCACCCCCUGAGGAUGGCUCCCAGACUGGCCAGUCACCACCUCCAGAUCCCAAUGCCAUGGACACUGGGGGCUCCACUGAGGUCGCACCUGUCUGCUAUCAGGAGCCACCGUACUGGGCUUCGAUAGCUUAUUACGAGCUCAACUGCAGGGUUGGGGAGGUCUUUCAUUGCCAGUCGCAUUCCAUCAUUGUGGAUGGGUUCACCAAUCCCAGCAACAAUUCGGACAGAUUCUGUCUGGGCCAGCUGUCCAAUGUCAACAGGAAUUCCACUAUUGAGAACACUAGGAGGCAUAUUGGGAAGGGGGUGCAUCUUUACUAUGUUGGGGGGGAGGUCUAUGCUGAGUGCCUCUCGGAUUCGGCCAUCUUUGUGCAGUCCAGGAACUGCAAUCAUCAUCAUGGCUUUCAUCCCAGCACUGUGUGCAAAAUUCCGCCUGGGUGCUCUUUGAAGAUUUUUAAUAAUCAGGAGUUUGCUCAGCUCCUGUCGCAGAGCGUCAAUCAUGGGUUCGAGGCCGUUUAUGAACUCACGAAGAUGUGCACCAUCAGAAUGUCAUUCGUGAAGGGCUGGGGAGCAGAGUACCACAGACAAGACGUAACUUCCACUCCCUGCUGGAUAGAAGCUCACCUGCAUGGGCCACUGCAAUGGCUGGAUAAAGUCCUGACACAAAUGGGAUCCCCACACAACGCUAUAAGUUCUGUUUCAUAAGCUCUUUGAAGAAAGGAGCUUGUUACAUGUUUGUUCAAUGAAGAAAACUAUAGAUUAGCCAUGUAGAUGCACGCUGCAGCGUAACUCAUGAUAUACGUAAGGGACUUUCUCGUAAACUCGUGAGAGAUGAAAACAAUUUCCAAUGAUAAAUUCGUGAUAACUCACUUUGUUCGAGGGCAAGAGGAGUAAUUAAGGAAAAUGGUCAAUUACGAAUGUUCGAAAUUGAAAGACAAUUGCAAGAAAAAACAUUCUGAGAGUAGAUAAUAUUUUUAAAGCCAUUUUCAAAUAAUUUAUAAGAAAAUCAAAAAAUAAAAUUUGUGAGAAAAUUAAGGGAUUUCGACUUUUCUGAUUUGAUUAUUCUCUCGAAGUUUAUUGUAUAGAAAUUCUGAGGUAUUUUCUACUGUAUUUUUUAUUGUUUCUCAUUACAAAAUGCAAGAAAAACUGCAGAAUUUAUCCUUUUCCACAGAUUUUCAAUAGAAUUCGCUUCAAUAGAAUUUCUUAGAGAAAGCACUGAUUUUUUUUCUAUGAAAUUGUUUUA
Messenger RNA from Diachasma alloeum, 2421 nucleotides. RefSeq names its product protein mothers against dpp (gene Mad). Gene Ontology annotation, molecular function: I-SMAD binding; RNA polymerase II cis-regulatory region sequence-specific DNA binding; DNA-binding transcription factor activity, RNA polymerase II-specific. Gene Ontology annotation, cellular component: heteromeric SMAD protein complex. Gene Ontology annotation, biological process: SMAD protein signal transduction; anatomical structure morphogenesis; cell differentiation. Lineage: Eukaryota; Metazoa; Arthropoda; Insecta; Hymenoptera; Braconidae. The record is from RefSeq and is a predicted model, not a curated record.